GUCAUCACGUAGCCUCAACGUGCUCCGCCCUACGGUUGUGAGGUGUUUCCGCAAAGAUGGUGGUCGGUGCCUUCCCAAUCGCCAAGCUCCUCUACCUCGGAGUGAGGCAGAUGAGUAAGCCCGUGGCGAACCGAAUCAAAGCUGGAGCCCGGAGGAGCGAGUUCUUUAAAACCUACAUCUGUCUCCCGCCGGCACAGAUUUACCAUUGGGUUGAGAUGAGAACGAAGAUGCGGAUCAUGGGCUUUCGGGGUUCCACCAUUAAGCCACUUAAUGAAGAUGCGGCUGCAGAGCUUGGUGCAGAGUUGCUGGGAGAGGCAAUCAUCUUCCUCAUUGGCGGUGGAUGUAUGGUGCUGGAGUACAGCAGGCAGGCUGCUAACUCUCGUCGCAAAGAAGAGGAGCUGAAUGAGACCGUCAUAAGCCUACAGACUCAGAUAGCAGAACUAACACUAACCACAGAGACAUUAGAUGCUCAGCUGAGAGAGGUCAACAGGCAGCUGGUGUCCUUUCCUGUUCCCAACAAAAAAUAAUAUCACUUUUUGCUAUAUGAUAGGGUUAAAAGACCCACGCAUAUAGCAAUACUCCAUGCUUCACACUCUCCCUGCUCAAUAAAUUGGGUGGAUGAGGUGAAUUAAAGCAUAUCCAUGUAGUGUGGAUUUGGGUGAUGUAAUUAGCUCAUGUUUUGAGCAACAAAUUGUAUGGGGGAUUGCUAUGAUAUUCAUAGUAUAUUUCUAUGGCUGAUCUCGCAUGUUCCUUAUAAAGUUCACUGUACAGAGAGAUUUACAGUUAAAAGCAAUGGUGACUUUAAAGAUAAUAUAUUUUGCUAAAGCUACAGAGAAUUUAAUUGUCUCAUUAUUUCAGUGAUAGUCAUGGAUAUUAAUCGCUUGGAACAUGAUGACUGUUAUGCUCGGUUGCCAUCUAUAUUGCCUAUUGUGCGGGACUUCAUCUUCUAAUAAGGUCUUGUAAAUAAGCAUCAUCCUGUGUGCUUGAUAAGUGGAAAGAAAAACAAAUAUCCUGUGUCAACAAAAGAUCGUUUUUUGGAUUGAUGUGCCCUUUGAGUUUCAUGGAUAUGCCAUGGUGCAUUUAAACUGUAAAUCCCUUUUCUGGUUCAUGUGCUUUGGAUGUGAUGAAAGCUGUAAAAGAAUUGUGUAAAAUAAAAUAAAAUGGGUAUGAAGUCUUG
Messenger RNA from Notolabrus celidotus (New Zealand spotty), 1177 nucleotides. It is a transcript of the gene opa3, whose product is annotated as outer mitochondrial membrane lipid metabolism regulator OPA3. Gene Ontology annotation, biological process: regulation of lipid metabolic process. The record is from RefSeq and is a predicted model, not a curated record. The coding region runs from base 57 to 527 and encodes 156 amino acids. Lineage: Eukaryota; Metazoa; Chordata; Actinopteri; Labriformes; Labridae. Gene Ontology annotation, cellular component: mitochondrion. The transcript is spliced from 2 exons.